AUAAAAGCAGGCCACGCUGCAUUAGCAGCUGCAACUGGGGUCGCAUUUGGCUGUGUAGAGGUGUGGGUCUUUUGCUCAUUACAGUAAAUCUUGCCGCUGCUGGCUGUUUGGGUUCGCACUGCUUUUAUAGGCUGUGAUACUCACGGUGAAGGUCUGCAGCUUCACUCCUGAAGCCACCGAUACCACGGGAGGAAAGAAGGACUCCAGACGUGCCACCUUUAAGAGCUGUAACAGUCACGGCAAAGGUCUGCAGCUUCACACCCGAAGCCAGCGAGACCGCGAACCCACCAGUAGGAAGAAACUCCAGACACAUCUGAACAGCUGAAGGAACAAACUCUGGAAAUACCAUCUUUAAGAACUAUAACACUGACCGCGAGGGUGUGCGGCUUCAUUUUUGAAGUCAGCGAGACCAAGAACCCACCAAUUCUGGACACAGAGGACCUUGGCAGGCUCAGGAAAUGGCAAGCCAUUUAUGAAUUGAGAAGAGAUACUGCAAACAUUUGUCUCAAGUUCUCUAGUCCUUCACCCAGACCAUAGCUAGCUGGAGGAUUAUCCUGAUUUAGGCUGGGGGUUCCUUCUUCACGCAGGGCCACCAGCAGCCGCCGCAAAUUGAUCAUUGACAGUCUUAAGGUAUAGACACGUGUGGCCGUUUACACUGUAGGAUCCCCAGUCCCACUGGCUUUGAACAUUUUGGGGGCUUACAAUGCCGCCACCCGCGGACAUCGUCAAGGUGGCCAUAGAAUGGCCGGGCGCCUACCCCAAACUCAUGGAAAUUGAUCAGAAAAAACCACUGUCUGCAAUAAUAAAGGAAGUCUGUGAUGGGUGGUCUCUUCCCAACCAUGAAUAUUAUGCACUGCAGCAUGCUGAUAGUUCAAACUUCUAUAUCACAGAAAAGAACCGCAAUGAGAUAAAAAAUGGCACUAUCCUUCGAUUAACCAAAUCUCCAGCUCAGAAUGCCCAGCAGCUCCAUGAACGAAUCCAGUCCUCGAGUAUGGAUGCCAAACUGGAAGCCCUGAAGGACUUGGCCAGCCUCUCCCGGGAUGUCACAUUUGCCCAGGAGUUUAUAAACCUGGAUGGCAUCUCUCUCCUCACGCAGAUGGUGGAGAGCGGCACUGAGCGAUACCAGAAAUUGCAGAAGAUCAUGAAGCCUUGCUUUGGAGACAUGCUGUCCUUCACCCUGACGGCCUUCGUUGAGCUGAUGGACCAUGGCAUAGUGUCCUGGGAUACAUUUUCGGUGGCAUUCAUUAAGAAGAUAGCAAGUUUUGUGAACAAGUCAGCCAUAGACAUCUCGAUCCUGCAGCGGUCCUUGGCCAUUUUGGAGUCGAUGGUGCUCAAUAGCCAUGACCUCUACCAGAAAGUGGCACAGGAGAUCACCAUCGGCCAGCUCAUUCCACACCUGCAAGGGUCAGAUCAAGAAAUCCAAACCUAUACUAUUGCAGUGAUUAAUGCACUUUUCCUGAAGGCUCCUGAUGACAGGAGGCAGGAGAUGGCGAAUAUUUUGGCUCAGAAGCAAUUGCGUUCCAUCAUUUUAACACAUGUCAUCCGAGCCCAGCGGGCCAUCAACAAUGAGAUGGCGCACCAGCUGUAUGUUCUGCAAGUGCUCACCUUUAACCUCCUGGAAGACAGGAUGAUGACCAAAAUGGACCCCCAGGACCAGGCUCAGAGGGACAUCAUAUUUGAACUUCGAAGAAUUGCUUUUGAUGCCGAGUCUGAACCUAAUAACAGCAGUGGCAGCAUGGAGAAACGCAAGUCCAUGUACACGCGAGAUUAUAAGAAACUUGGCUUCAUUAAUCAUGUCAACCCUGCCAUGGACUUCACGCAGACUCCACCUGGGAUGUUGGCUCUGGACAACAUGCUGUACUUUGCCAAGCACCACCAAGAUGCCUAUAUCCGGAUUGUGCUUGAGAACAGUAGCCGAGAAGAUAAGCAUGAAUGUCCCUUUGGCCGCAGUAGUAUAGAGCUGACCAAGAUGCUGUGUGAGAUCUUGAAAGUGGGCGAGUUGCCUAGUGAGACCUGCAACGACUUCCACCCAAUGUUCUUCACCCACGACAGAUCCUUUGAGGAGUUUUUCUGCAUCUGUAUCCAGCUCCUGAACAAGACAUGGAAGGAAAUGAGGGCAACUUCUGAAGACUUCAACAAGGUAAUGCAGGUGGUGAAGGAGCAGGUUAUGAGAGCACUUACAACCAAGCCUAGCUCCCUGGACCAGUUCAAGAGCAAACUGCAGAACCUGAGCUACACUGAGAUCCUGAAAAUCCGCCAGUCCGAGAGGAUGAACCAGGAAGAUUUCCAGUCCCGCCCGAUUUUGGAACUAAAGGAGAAGAUUCAGCCAGAAAUCUUAGAGCUGAUCAAACAGCAACGCCUGAACCGCCUCGUGGAAGGGACCUGCUUUAGGAAACUCAACGCCCGGCGGAGGCAAGACAAGUUUUGGUAUUGUCGACUUUCACCAAAUCACAAAGUCCUGCAUUACGGAGACUUAGAAGAGAGUCCUCAGGGAGAAGUGCCUCACGAUUCCUUGCAGGACAAACUGCCGGUGGCAGAUAUCAAAGCCGUGGUGACGGGAAAGGACUGCCCUCAUAUGAAAGAGAAAGGUGCCCUUAAACAAAACAAGGAGGUGCUUGAACUUGCUUUCUCCAUCUUGUAUGACUCAAACUGCCAACUGAACUUCAUCGCUCCUGACAAGCAUGAGUACUGUAUCUGGACGGAUGGACUGAAUGCGCUACUCGGGAAGGACAUGAUGAGCGACCUGACGCGGAAUGACCUGGACACCCUGCUCAGCAUGGAAAUCAAGCUCCGCCUACUGGAUCUGGAAAACAUCCAGAUCCCUGAUGCACCUCCGCCGAUUCCCAAGGAGCCCAGCAACUAUGACUUCGUCUAUGACUGUAACUGAAGUGGCCGGGCCCAGACACGCCCCUUCCAAAACUGGAACACCUAGCUAACAGGAGAGAGGAAUGAAAACAUGCCCACGCCUUGGAACCCUCCUUUGGUAAAGGGAAGCUGUGGGUCCACACUCCCUUCAGCAUCACCUCUAACCCCGGCAACUUUCAGCCCCUAGCUGGCAUCUUGCUCACCACCCUGAUUCUGUUCCUCGGCUCCACUGCUUCAGGUCACUUCCCAUGGCUGCAGUCCACCAGUGGGACAAGAGCAAAGCCUACUGCUAGUAAGAAGGCCAAAGGGCCCUUCCAUCCUAGCCCCCCGCAGGCAUGCCCUUCCUUCCCCGUGGCAGGAAAGCCAGCAGCCCCAGACUGCCCCAAAACUUGCCCACCAGACCAAGGGGAGUACCCCACGGCCCCUGUCUGGAGGAAAUGGCCCAGCUAUUUGGUAAGAAGACCAAACCCCACAUCCUCCUUUCCCCUCUCUCUAGAAUCAUCUCGUACCACCAGUUCCACUUGAAUUGAGAUCUGUGCUCAAAUCUCCUCCCACCUCCCUCCCUGCUUUUGCCUUGCUCUGUUCCUCUUUGGUCCCAAGAGCAGCAGCCGCAGCCUCCUCGUGAUCCUCCCUAGCAUCAGUUUCCCGAACAGUCCACAGGUCCCACGCCCACUUUGCGUCUGCACUGUGAUCGUGACAAAUCUUCCCUCCUCACCAGCUAGUCUGGGGUUUCCUCUCCCUGCCCCAGGCCAGAACUGCCUUCUUCAUUUCCACCCACACUCCCAGCCUUUUAGCUGAAAGCACAAAUGGUGAAAUCAGUAGUCUCGCUCCAUCUCUAAUAGACUAAACCUAAAUGCCUCUAGGACAGGCUGUUGCUAUCCAAGGGUUUGGUGUUACCUUCUCCUGGGAGGUCCUGCUGCAACAUGAGUUCCACAGGAUGGUCAAACUGUCAGACAUCCAAGUUUACAUCAUUGUAAUUAUUACUGGUAUUUACAAUUUGCAAGAGUUUUGGGUUAGUGUUUUUUUUUUCUUUUUUUUUUUUUGGCUUUGUUUUUGUACAAAAGAGUCUAACAUUUUUUGCCAAACAGAUAUAUAUUUAAUGAAAAGAAGAGAUACAUAAAUGUGUGAAUUUCCAGGUUUUUUUUAAUUAUUUUAAUCCCAAACAUCUUCCUGAAAAUAACAUUCCCUUAAACAUGCUGUGGAAUAAAAUGGAUUGUGAUGA
Macaca mulatta (Rhesus monkey) is the source of this 4087-nucleotide messenger RNA. Lineage: Eukaryota; Metazoa; Chordata; Mammalia; Primates; Cercopithecidae. The record is from RefSeq and is a predicted model, not a curated record.